Molecule: messenger RNA, 902 nt
Organism: Chenopodium quinoa (quinoa)
Lineage: Eukaryota; Viridiplantae; Streptophyta; Magnoliopsida; Caryophyllales; Amaranthaceae
Exons: 7
Coding region: 195-665 (156 amino acids)
Source: RefSeq, a predicted model, not a curated record
ACAAGAAGAUUGUUGCUUCAUCCUCAAAAGUCACAAAAAGGAAUGAUGAAAAGAAAAAGUCAAUUGCAGAAAAGAAGAAAAAAACUGAAAAGGGAAAGGUUGAAAGACCACAACGUGAGAAGCAAACAAUUCCUCCUGCUUUCCGAUCUCCUUACUUGGUCAAGUACAAGGAUCUGUUUAAAGAUGAGAAAGCCAUGAACCAAAUUGCAGUAGACUUUGAUCUUGGUGGAAAAUAUGAAAGUGCACUCUUAUACUAUGAUGGCUUGAAUCUCAUCAAUAGAAAUGAAAUGAAAACUCUUGGAGAUGAUGUUGAAGUGACAAAUUGUGUCAUAGAUGGAUGGGCAAGUUUUCUUAAUCAUAAAAAGCCGAGAAACAAGAUUUAUUUCUCAACAAUGCUUCAUGUCUUCUUCCCAGUAUCAACUUCUCAACAUUUUUUUCUGUUGUGCGUCAAUCAUAUAGAAGACAAAAUUCAUAUAAUUGACAAUAGAAAACUACCAAAACAUGUAUCAGUCCAAGCAAAAUAUGAAGAACAACCAAAAAUGAUGUUAAAAGGAUUGGCAGAGUACAUGAAACACCUUGGAUAUGAAGAUGCAAAUAGAAUUGAAGACUACACAGUUGUUUUGGAAAAGAUGAAAUGGUGUAGCAACGAUGACUAUACAAAUUAAGGAGUUUACAUUAUGAAGCAUAUGGAAACCUUCACUGCUGAUCCUAUUGAGAGCUGGAUUUGUGAUUUAAAACCAAACAAUGUGGAACAAAUUAGAAAGCUAAGGCUCCAAUACACAGCAGAACUGAUGUUAUUUGAAGAAAACACUGAAUCAAGAGCAAAUAGAAGGAAAGCUAGAAAGUUUGCAACUUUGUAGUUUCAAAUGUUCAUUUACAACUAUGUAUAUGUUCAUUUCUUA